Molecule: messenger RNA, 2251 nt
Organism: Solea solea (common sole)
Lineage: Eukaryota; Metazoa; Chordata; Actinopteri; Pleuronectiformes; Soleidae
Gene: chrm3b
Product: cholinergic receptor, muscarinic 3b
Exons: 3
Coding region: 320-1939 (539 amino acids)
Biological process (GO): G protein-coupled receptor signaling pathway, coupled to cyclic nucleotide second messenger; chemical synaptic transmission; adenylate cyclase-inhibiting G protein-coupled acetylcholine receptor signaling pathway
Cellular component (GO): synapse; dendrite; plasma membrane
Molecular function (GO): G protein-coupled acetylcholine receptor activity; G protein-coupled serotonin receptor activity
Source: RefSeq, a predicted model, not a curated record
UUCACCUGUUCACUCACCCGUUAACUCGCUGCUGCACAACUGUCUGGAGCAAGUGUUUUGUCCAGGAACCAGAGGAGCCAGGGGUUGAACAACAAAUUAAAGCAUUGGAAAAAAUUUAGAAGGAUAUGAAAGGAGGAAAGGAACCAAAAUAAACUGAUAAAUAUGACAAAUAGUGAUUAAAAAUGACUAAAGGUUUAAGGAAAAACUGUUAAUUAAGUCAAGAAAGUUCUGUAUAAAUUCAAAAGUCUGUGGAGAUCAUUUGGAUCAAAGUACCAUCAUCUUAUUGAUAUAUUCAGGUACUUCUGUCCAGGACUUCACCAUGUCAUCCCACAGUGCUGCUGAGUGGCAGAAAAACAUCAGUCACAUCUGGAGACCAGGAGGAAACUUUAGCGAUUCUCCAGGAAACAGGACGUUGACUGUUCCAGGUGAAGACAUGGACGUGUUGGGAGGACACGCCAUGUGGCAGAUCAUCAUAAUCGUCUUCCUCACUGGGUCCCUGUCCCUUGUCACCGUCGUUGGAAACAUCCUCGUGUUGGUGUCGUUCAAGGUCAACAAGGCUCUGAAGACGGUGAACAACUACUACCUCCUGAGCUUGGCAUUCGCUGACCUGACCAUCGGAACUCUGUCCAUGAACCUUUACACCACCUACAUCAUCCUGGACCAGUGGACUCUGGGGCCGGUGGUCUGUGAUCUGUGGCUCACAGUCGACUACGUGGCGAGUAAUGCCUCCGUCAUGAACCUGCUCGUCAUCAGCUUUGACAGGUAUUUCUCUGUGACCAGACCUUUGACCUACCGGGCCAAACGUACCACCAAGCGGGCCAUGAUCAUGAUUGGAUUAGCCUGGUCCAGCUCAUUCAUCCUGUGGGCCCCAGCUAUCCUGUUCUGGCAGUACAUAGUAGGUGAGCGGACAGUGCAACCUAACGAGUGCUACAUCCAGUUCUUGUCUGAGCCCAUCAUUACAUUCUGCACCGCGAUCGCUGCUUUCUACUUGCCAGUAACUAUCAUGGCAAUCCUGUUCUGGAAGAUCUAUCAAGAGACAGAGAAGCGAGCUAAAGAUGUGCAAGGUCUCAAAGGAUCUGGGUCAGGAAACAGCCCAAGCCGGGCUAAGAAUCAGGAGACAGGAGAAGCUUCGUCCAAGAAGUCAUUGGCCAUACUGCGCCAGAUGAGCUUGCAAAGUUCCAGCAGCUACGAGUCAACGACUUCAGAGAACAAGAACAAGGACAACCACUGCAACACGACUGGAUUCAAAGGGAAGUGUGGAACGCUUUGCUUUCAGUUUUCAUCGCUGCUGCCAGGUCACCGUGCAUCCGCGAGGUCGGACAACACCAACACAACUACGGUGAGCGAGACUGAGUGUAACGGCUGCGCUAGUUUUAAUGACAAUGAGUGUGUUUGUCAAGAAAGCCAGAAGAAAUCAGGGAAGGUGAAGGGGAACCAGGAUGAACAGACAUCGUCUUCCAUCAGAAGUCAAAAUAAAUCACAACCAAACGCUGCCUCCGCAUCACCAUCUUCUGACCAAUCCCCUGCUCCGAUCACCAUGAAAGACGCCGCCAUUGCCAAACGCUUUGCCUUGAAGGCUCGGACAGAAAUCAAUAAACGCAAGAACGAAAGAAAGGCAAACGAGAAGAAAGCGGCGCGGACGCUGAGCGCUAUUCUGUUUGCCUUUAUCACGACAUGGCUGCCGUAUAACAUCAUGGUGUUGGUCAACACGUUCUGUCAGGACUGCAUCCCUGAGACCCUGUGGGCGCUGGGCUACUGGCUGUGCUACGUGAACAGCACCGUCAACCCCAUGUGCUACGCCCUCUGUAACAAGACCUUCCGAACAACCUUCCGAGAUAUCCUGCUGUGCCAUUGGAAUCAAAGGAAGAACAAGCCCAACUUUCAAGAGAAGAAGGCUGUGGCUUUCCGGAAGAAGGAGCUAAAGAAGGAGCUAAUGUAGAGGACAUCUCGUAGGAGACAAGAAAUGUUGGACGGAACUGUGUUCUCAGAAACUUCUGUUGGCUUCAUUGUAUGUACAUGAUACUGUAUCUGGAGUGGCUGCAAGUUAAAUUUGAGUCUGUCAAAUUUGUCGUGGAUACUCAAGGUCCCCAAAAGAUGAUCCCUGAUAAGUUUGGUCUCACCUUGUAACACUAACCUCCAGUUAUUGUACGACUCAAAAACAGAUCUCUUGAUCAACAAAUUUGAAGUUCUGAACAUCCUGUACCAAACAGAAUGUCAGAAUUGAGCGUACAGUUACACCUUGAGAAGAUUU